ACCGACCAAGCUCGAGCUCACCAGCGCGCGGUGCACAAAAGGCCCCGGAUGAUCGGUUGAGGUUAAAAAUGACAAGGAAUUUGUCUACGUGAAUCUCGAACACAACACGCCAGUUUUGCUGUCUCUGUCCAGAUACAUAAGAAGAGGAGCAAGGGAUUCACUCGAUCAUCCUUCCUGCUCAGACUGUGGGGAGGGAUUGUCAUCUGACCGACUGGCAUGCCCAUCAUUUUACACAGGGGAGAGGCCAUUCAUCUGCUCAGACAGUGGGAAUGGAUUCACUCUGUCAUUUCAACUGAAGGUGCAUCAGCAAAUUCACCUGUUCUGUGUGUGAGAAGGGACUCAGUCAGUCUCCCCACCUGUGGACACAUGAGUCAGUUCAUACUGAGCAGAGGCUGGUCAUCUGCUGAACUUGUGGUAAAGGAUUCACUCGGUCAUCUGGCCUAAUGGCUCACCAACAAGUUCACACCGGGGAGUGGCCGUUCACCUGCUCGGACUGUGGGAAGGGAUUCAGUCGGUCAUUUCAACUGAAAAUAUAUCAGCAAGUUCACACCGGACAAGGCCAUUCAUUUGUUCUGUGGGUGAGAAGGCAUUCAGUUGGUCAUCCCACCUGUGGACAGACCAGUCAGUUCACCCUGGGCAGAAACUUGGUCAUCUGCUGAAUUUGUGGGGAAGGAUUCACUCGGUCAUCUGGCCUAAUGGCUCUCCAGCGAGUUCACACUGGGGAGAGGCUGUUCACCUGCUCAGACUGUGGGAAGGGAUUCACUUGCUCAUCCCAACUGAAGGUGCACCAGCGAGUUCACACUGGGGAGCAGCCAUUCACCUGCUCAGACUGUGGGAAGGGAUUCACUGAAUCAUAUAAACUACUGAUACACCGGUCAGUUCACAGUGGCGAGAGGGCAUUCAUGUGCUCAGACUGCGGGAAGGGAUUCACUUGCUCAUCCCAACUGAAGGUGCAUCAGCGAGUUCACACUGGGGAGAGGCCAUUCACCUGCUCAGACUGUGGGAAGGGAUUCACUUCGUCCUCUGUUCUACAGAGACACCAGCGAAUUCACACUGGGGAGAGGCCGUUCGCCUGCUCAGUGUGUGGGAAGGGAUUCACUCGAUCAUCCCACCUACAAGCACACUGGUCUGUUCACACCGGGGAGAGGCCGUUCGCCUGCUCAGUGUGUAGGAAGGGAUUCACUUGCUCAUCCCACCUGAAGGUCCAUCAGCGAGUUCACACUGGUGAGAGGCCAUUCAUCUGCUCGGAUUGUGGGAAGGGAUUCACUCGAUCAUACCAGCUGAAGGUACAUCAGAGAGUUCACACUGGGGAGAGGCCGUUCACCUGCUCCGACUGUGGGAAGGGAUUCACUCGAUCAUCUCAACUGAAGGUACAUCAGCAAGUUCACACUGGGGAGUGGACGUUCACCUGCUUAACCUGCGGAAAGGGAUUCACUCAGUCAUCUGAACUGUUGGUACACCAGCAAGUUCACACUGGAGACAGGCCGUUCACUUGCUCAGUGUGUGGGAAGGGAUUCACUCGGUCAUCCAACCUACUGACACAUCAGUCAGUUCACACCGGGGAGAGGCCAUUCACCUGCUCAAACUGUGGGAAGGGAUUCACUUGCUCAUCCCACCUGAAGGUACAUCAGCGAGUUCACACUGGGGAGAGGCCGUUCACCUGCUCGGACUGUGGGAAGGGAUUCACUUGCUCAUCCCAAUUGAAGGUACAUCAGCGAGUUCACACUGGGGAGAGGCCGUUCAUCUGCUCAAACUGUGGGAAGGGAUUCAUUCAGUCAUCUGAACUGAAGGUACAUCAGCGAGUUCACACUGGAGAAGGGCUGUUCACCUGCUCAGACUGUGGGAAAGGAUUCACUUGCUCAUACCAACUGAAGGUACAUCAGCGAUUUCACACUGGGGAGAGGCCGUUCAUCUGCUCAGACUGUGGGAAGGGAUUCACUCAAUCAUCUGAACUGAAGGUACACCAGCGAGUUCAUACUGGAGAGAGGCCGUUCACCUGCUCAGACUGUGGGAAGGGAUUCACUUGCUCAUCUGCACUGAAGGUACAUCAGCGAUUUCACACUGGGGAGAGGCCGUUCACCUGCUCGGACUGUGGGAAGGGAUUCACUCAGUCAUCCGCCCUAAUGGCACACCAGCGAGUUCACAGUGGGGAGCGGCCAUUCACCUGCUCAGUCUGUGGGAAGGGAUUCACUCAGUUAUCUCAACUGAAGGUGCACCAGGGAGGUCACACUGGAGAGAGGCCAUUCACCUGUUCAGACUGAGGAAAGGGAUUUACUUCAUCAUCUCAACUACUGAGUCACCAGCGAGUUCACACUGGAGAGAGGCCGUUCACCUGCUCAGACUGUGGGAAGGGAUUCACUCGGUUGUCUCAUCUACAGAGACACCAGCGUGUUCACACUGGGUAGAGGCCGAUCUCCUGCUCGGACUUUGGGAAGAGAUUCUCUCAGCCAUCACCACCAUAUGUCCAUCAUUGAGUUCACAUUGGGUAGAGGCCAUUCACCUGCUGUGAAUGUGGGAAGCGAUUUGCUCAGUCAUCUAACCUGAUGUAACUCUCGCUUCAGCUGGAAGCUUAACAUCGGGGGUGAUAGCCCCCCAGCCCGGCCAAACUUAAGAAAUCUCAUUUGGGUGGAUGCUGCGUGAUGUGACCCCCAUUACAAAUCAGUACCCUGAAAUAACAAACGGUACACAAUUGCGAUUAAACGAUUGGGCUUUGUAGUUCUUAUUUUGACUAUAGGGUUAGAAAAGAAAAAAUAAAGGAAAAUGGCCCACUCCAUUCAUGUCUUCUCAUCUCUCCCCGGCAAAAGACCAAAUCUCUCUUCCAAACUCACAAGAAAGAACAUUUCUCUCAUUGGAUAGCCCUGCACUUCAAAACCCUGUUAUCUCUAGUCGUCACCUAAACAUUGCUGCUGCAGAGAAACCGUUACCUCAGUAGUGAUACAUUACAGAGAGACCAUUACAUUAACACUGAAACCUCACAGCGUGUUACAGUUGUGACACACUACCGGGUUCAAAAUAGACAAUAGGUGCAGGAGUAGGCCAUUUGGCCCUUCGAGCCAGCACUGCCAGCACUAUGAUCAUGGCUGAUCAUCCACAAUCAGUACCCCG
Mobula hypostoma (lesser devil ray) is the source of this 3105-nucleotide messenger RNA. RefSeq names its product zinc finger protein 27-like. The transcript has 2 exons. Gene Ontology annotation, molecular function: RNA polymerase II cis-regulatory region sequence-specific DNA binding; DNA-binding transcription factor activity, RNA polymerase II-specific. Gene Ontology annotation, cellular component: transcription regulator complex; PcG protein complex; chromatin. The record is from RefSeq and is a predicted model, not a curated record. Gene Ontology annotation, biological process: regulation of transcription by RNA polymerase II. Bases 696 to 2261 code for a protein of 521 amino acids. NCBI's taxonomy places the organism in Eukaryota, Metazoa, Chordata, Chondrichthyes, Myliobatiformes, Myliobatidae.